Penicillium coprophilum is the source of this 1023-nucleotide messenger RNA. RefSeq lists its product as uncharacterized. NCBI's taxonomy places the organism in Eukaryota, Fungi, Ascomycota, Eurotiomycetes, Eurotiales, Aspergillaceae. The transcript has a single exon. The record is from RefSeq and is a predicted model, not a curated record. Bases 1 to 1023 code for a protein of 340 amino acids.
AUGGCAUCACAAACAUAUAGCUCGUCAGUUCGAGCUGGCGCCAAGCCAUCAAAUCAACCUGCAUCCCCUAACUUCGCCGACCCGAACUUUGAUCCAGCCGACUUCCUCAAUGACACUCUAUCGCCGUUGACUGUGGCAUCAUCACAACCUAAUGCCUCUCGGGCCCCAGGAUCUGUGCCCUUGACAGAGCUGUCCACGCAGGUCCAAUCCCUCCUCUCCCAAAUCAGCGCCCAAAAUCUCCGUCUAUCGAGCACAUUAUCCCAACUCACCGACGAAAUCCUCAGAAGUGGUGGACGACUAGCCUACGAAGUCGAGGUUCUACGAGGCGAAACAAUUGGGUUAUCCGAAACCCUGACCGAAGUUCUCCGCGAUGACAUAGCAAAGUUCGUUCCGGAACGCUCACCAGAAGACAGGCGCAAGACCGAAGCCGAAGAGGACGCGCCAAAGGAAGACGAGUCAGCCGCAAGCCCAGACGAAAAGAACACACCGGCCCCGACAGACCCAGAAUACAUAACAAACCUCCGCACACUAAGCCAAGUGCGAUCACGCCUAGAAGACGUUGUACAGACCUUCGGCGACGCAAUGAGCUGGCCACUGCCGCCAUCCGAGAUCUCAUUCUCAUCAUCCUUCAUCUCCGUCUCAGGACCGGACCUCGGUCCCGAAGGGCAAGACCGCGAAGAAAAAGGCCAAGAAAUUAUGAAGAAGUUCCGUGCAGAAGUGACGGAUCUACUCGACAGCGAGGGGGGAGGGUACGCCGGAGUGGACGCUGCCAACCGCCGCGUUGAAGCUCUACGUACGCUGGCGACUGUGUGGAAUACAUCUGCCGAGGAAAAAGCCCGUAAUCGGUUCGUGGAUAGCCUGGCGAAUAUUGUGGAAGAUCGACGGCGCGCCUUGGACCAGGAUCAGAACCGAGGACAGUCCAAGUCCAGGUCUGAGGCUCGGCGGGAUAGCGACAGUGGAGCACCGGCCGGAGGUCUUUUCCGGAAUUUGCAGCGCCUGAGAGAGGAGAUUUACCUGGAAUGA